This is a messenger RNA of Planococcus citri (citrus mealybug), 4668 nucleotides long. Its product is annotated as plexin-A4-like. The record is from RefSeq and is a predicted model, not a curated record. The transcript is spliced from 7 exons. Gene Ontology annotation, biological process: cell surface receptor protein tyrosine kinase signaling pathway; positive regulation of kinase activity; protein phosphorylation. Gene Ontology annotation, cellular component: plasma membrane; signaling receptor complex. Bases 97 to 3855 code for a protein of 1252 amino acids. Gene Ontology annotation, molecular function: transmembrane receptor protein tyrosine kinase activity; protein binding; ATP binding. NCBI's taxonomy places the organism in Eukaryota, Metazoa, Arthropoda, Insecta, Hemiptera, Pseudococcidae.
UUCAUUCGAAAUCUAUUACAUUACACGGGGGAAAAAUAAUGGACAAAUCAAUCGAAUGAUAAGGUAACCUAAACAUAUGGAUGAAUUAAUAUCGCAAUGAAUUUUCCUCAGCUCUUACCCAUACUAUUGAUACACACGUUUAUAUUCCGCCUGAAUACGAUUUACUCAAAUGCAAAAUCAGCUAAGGACACCUGGAGUGUGUUUUCAGACGAAAACGCCAUAGAGUUCAGCCACUUGGCAGUAGAUGAACAUGGAAAAUGGGUAUAUAUUGGCGCAGUGAACCGUAUUUAUCAAUUAUCAACUGAUCUCGAACUGCAAAUUAAUUACACUAUAUCGGAACUCAGCCCUUCAGAUUGCACUGCUGCCAACUGUUCAGGCAAAUUGAAACGAAAUGCAACGACGUUUAAUCGGAACGAAGUGCUGGUAUUGGACUAUCAGAAUCAGCAACUGAUAUCAUGUGGUACUUUUUUCUCUGGUAUCUGUCACGCUCACGAUAUGAAUAAUAUUUCGAAAAUCUGGACAACUAGAUUCGAACCUAUAGCAGAAAUCAACUCUUCUAUGCCGAUUGUAGCCUUCAUUGCUGCCAGUUCACCAAUGAAUUCAUCAACCUCAGUAUCGACACUGCAUGUUAGUUUCACUCCUGACUAUAAUCUAAACUCCAUACAAACGAUAACAAUCAAAAAUCCAGACCGAGCAAAUUUUUCAUCAGUUCUUAUACAAAAUAACGCCACCCAGUUUACGAAAAACCAGUGUCCAGCAAAACACAAUGAAUACAAUGAUAGAUUAAUUUCUGGUUUCAGUUCUGAAGAUAUUGGCUAUCUUAUCCUAGCUGUCACUGAUCCGUCACUAUGGUUCAGUGGGUAUCUAAUUGGGACAGAUACUCAUAAAAACAAAUCGUGUAAUACAGUUCCUAUAAGUUGUCCUCUUGAAAAUAAUGCACCUGUAGAGACAACCGCAUUUGCCUACAUCCAAAAGCGAAAAUCAGAUUCACAUGAAAUGGAAGAAAAAAUUAUGUUCACACUACAAAAGAGCAUCAAUUCGUCGAAAGGAUCUUUCUCAGUAUGUAGGCAUCGAAUGCGAGUGAAUGAAGAUGGAUGGCUGGAAGGAUACCCGAUAUUUAAGAUUCCAGAUAGUGAAAUAGUUGUGACAGCAAUGGUGGUUAUCUCAAUCAACAAUUACACAAUCUUGUUUCUAGGUACCAAGGAUGGUCGAUUACAGAAAAUAUCUAUAAGAGGAGUUGAUUCGCCCGAUUUGUACAUCGCGAAUAAAUAUGCAGACAUAACGAUAGAUGCAGGAAAUGAGAUACAUUCGGAAAUGCUGUUCGAUUCUACAAUGGACUUUUUAUACGUAAUGACCAAAAAGAAACUCGUCAAAGUCAAAAUACACAAUUGCGACAAAUAUAACACAUCAUACGCAUGUUGGGCGACAAAAGAUCCUCAUUGUGGAUGGUGUUUUCUAAGUAAUAAAUGUUGUUUGAAAUCAGAGUGUGAUGUUGAACAAAAUCCCACCGACUGGGUCUCGUUUGAUAUCGAUAAAUACAUAGACGCAUCUUCAAAUCCACCAAACAAAUUCUCAAGAACAGCGCAAUGGAAUGUAACUUUUAAAUUAACAACUUCGCAUCCGUUCAUCAGCCCUACAAUAACAUGUUUGUUCGAAAUUGGCGAUUUUCCUAAAGAACAAGAAGCCAUUCGCGAUAAAAAUACUAUCAACUGCGCAAAACCAAAUCCUAACAGUUUCCCUUCAACACCUAUUGGUAAUCAUUUCAUAGGAGGUGAGCUAUCAGUCCGGAUGAGCCGUUUUCUAGUAUUUCAAAAAAUUCAACUCAUAUUUUAUGAUUGUAGUACAUAUAAAUCCUGUUCAUCAUGCAUAACUUCUCCUUAUCCAUGCCAGUGGUAUGUGAAUGAAUCAAGAUGCACAGAUGAUGUGAUUUGGAAAAAGGAUGAUAUGGUAAUAGGUAUGAGUCUUGGCAAUACCAUUUCCUCUCUACAAAAUAGUACAACAUCAUAUGAUGGAUUUAAAUACUCAAAAAACGCCACGUUUUGCCCACAGUUUUACACCAAUCAUAAAACAGAUAUUUACAUACCUGCCCAUAUAGAAAAGACUCAACAAAUACAAGUACAUUACAAGAUACCAAUAGCUUUGAAUGAUGAAACAUUUACAUGCAAAUUUGUAUUAGACUCUAAGAAUGAGAAGAUACAAUUUAGUCACAACAUAGAAAGCAGUUAUACAGAAAAUGUUUUGAAAGAAGGAGAACUCACAUGCAAUGAGGAGAUAUUUGCAUACACUGAACCGAAACCUUCCAUAAAAGUCGAGUUGUCUGUUUUAUGGAAGAGAUCAAUACCACUUGACAACACAUACAAUACACAUAUUAUCGUGUAUAAUUGCACCUACAUGGGCGAUCAAUGCGCAUCAUGUCUUAAUCAGAACUACUCGUGUAUGUGGAAUUUAGAGACUGGAGAAUGUAAAUACUACAGCCUAGAUGAAAAAUCCAACAUUGCUGAUCCCUGGUUGCAUGAUACGCAGGACUGUUCGAAUUCAACAAUAUAUAAAAAAAUCUUGCGAAAAAACCAAUCAACAAAUUGGUUUACAGAAAACAUCUAUUCAAUAAUAACGAUAAUUGUGGUGAUAACAUUUACUGUAGUCACGGUAUCUGUCAUUUGUUCGAGAAAAUCUGCAGCGAGAUUGCAAAAAAUGCAACGACAAAUUAACAAAAUGGGUAUGGAAAUGAUAUCUAUGUCACAAGUGGUAAAACGCGCGGUGAUUGAAAACCAAAUCCAGCUGGAUGAAAAUGAAUCAAACACAUUGAGAUUAUCAAACGUCAAUAUUGAAAAUGACACUGAAUCAAACGCCGAGUACGAAUUAGUGCCGAAUGAAAAAUGGGAAAUUCCUCGAGGAGACUUACUUCUAGGGGAAAUUUUAGGAGAAGGAGAGUUUAGAAGAGUAGUCAAGGGAAAUGUGUCAGGUCUCUUACAGCAAGAUGUCGUCAUAACAGUAGCAGUUAAAAUGCUGAAAAAUACCCACACUGACGAAGAUAUGAUAAAUUUAGUCUGCGAAAUGGAACUAAUGAAACUCAUCGGCAGACACGACAAUGUACUCGCUCUACUUGGAUGCUGUACACAAGAUGGACCAUUGUUCAUCAUCACCGAAUACUCUUCACAUGGCAAUUUACUCGAUUUCCUACGAAACCACAACCCUCACUCAUCCACAGCUCAGGAAACGACAUUAGUCGACUUGUCCGAAACUGUUAUAAUCUCGUUUGCUCAACAAGUAGCAAAAGGCAUGGAAUACCUGGCUUCUCUACAAAUCAUCCACCGAGACCUCGCUGCUCGAAAUGUGCUGGUAUUUGAUAAUUACACCUUGAAAAUAGGUAACUUUGGAUCAGCCAGAGAUAUUCGACAUGAUUACUACUUCGAGCAAAAAACCAAUGGCAGAUUUCCAGUCAAAUGGAUGGCCCCAGAAGCAUUGAUACAUUUUCGUUAUACAAUUCAAUCUGAUGUUUGGUCCUUUGGCGUAUUACUUUGGGAGAUUAUGACGUUUGGCGCUGUUCCCUAUUCAGAAUUCGAUGAUGUAAAAAAAUUGGUGCAAGCCAUUCAGUCGGGGUAUCGCAUGAAGAAACCGGACACCUGCCCAGAAAUGUUGUACUGUCUAAUGCGUAAAUGCUGGAAGUAUCUGCCAAAGGAUCGACCAGACUUUACAACAACCAUUCAAGAUUUAGAUACCAUACUAGCCACAGAUAACGUACAGAUAGGAAUGGAACAAUCUGAUGCUCAUUGCUCAAACACCAAUACAGAAACCAAUCACGAGGAAAGUGAAACGGAUAGCUUAUUACAGAAAAGUUCAAUUAUGAAAAAAUGAACUUUCUAGGAAAAUUGGUUUAGAGUUCUGCGUGCCUUUUUUUUUUUAAGUACUUUAUCCACAAGAAACUUGAAAAUGCAGAAAACUGAAAAUUCUACAAAAAUAAAAUUGCACAGAGCUAAAAUUGUAGAACUUGGAAAUUUCCUAAUUUCGGUCAGAAUUUUAUUUUGAAAAUUAUCUAUGUUACAAAAUCUACACAAAGGAUCUUUCCAAGCUAUAGAGUUUUUCACAAUUUUGUGGUGUUCCAUUUUGUCAUGAUUUAGGUACUUAAGUAUUCGAAAAUAUGAACUGGUUAUCUCAAAAUAUAAUUUAAUAUUAUACAUAUGUACUUACAUCUACAUACAUCAGACAAUCGAACAACCCAAUCCUAAUGACUCAAACCUUACAACAGAAUCCGAUGACACAGAAAAUGAAGCCGACGAUCAAUUGGAAAACUGUCUUAAAUGAUUCUAUUUUUAUGUUAUUAUUAGAUAUUUAUUAUUUAUUAAGUGUAAUACAUGUAAUUGAAGCACCCACUCGUGUAAAGUUUCGCCUCUUUUUAAGUAGGUACCUACGCGGAGUUAUUGAUUCUGGUAAAUAGAAUAGGAAAUAACUUUUUUUGCAACAUGCAGGAGAGUGUUCUAUGGCUCUAACUCAGCCGGAGGUAGAUACUAAAUUAAUAAUACCUGAUUCAAAUUUUUAGUGCUUAGAAGUUAAUUUGGGUAAUUGAACCUUAUAAUUUUUUCAAAUUUUUAUUAUGAAUAGUGCGUUGUAAGUAUGUACAUAAUUUCAAAGUAAGAAUAAGUAAGUAAUAAAUAUUUCAUCAUAUUUUCA